Molecule: messenger RNA, 2899 nt
Organism: Humulus lupulus (European hop)
Lineage: Eukaryota; Viridiplantae; Streptophyta; Magnoliopsida; Rosales; Cannabaceae
Product: serrate RNA effector molecule
Exons: 12
Coding region: 108-2375 (755 amino acids)
Biological process (GO): mRNA processing; primary miRNA processing
Cellular component (GO): nuclear body
Source: RefSeq, a predicted model, not a curated record
CGCCUUUGACGAAAAAAAGGGUGGCCUGGUAUUUUAUCAUCUCGGGCUCUUCAAGUUAGUUCAAGCCUGUCUAGGGUUUCACCAUUGGAGCUCCAAAAUCCUCUACCAUGGCGGAGGUCAUGAACAUCCCCGUCGAUUCACUAGACCGCCGCCGUGACCCCAAGGAGAAAUCCGCCGAAGCUCCUCCUGCUCAUGCUCCUUCCAUACAUUCCUCGUCUCCGCCUCCGUCUGCGGUCGCUCCGGCGCCGUCGAGAAGGCGCGAAAGAGACGAAAGAGAUAGGAGAGAAGAGAGGGACGUCGACCGACCUCCUGGUCGCCGCGGGGACUACUACGAUCGGAACCGGUCUCCACCGCCGCCACCUCUCAGGGAGAGGGAAAGAGAUAGGGACUACAAGCGUCGGGGCAGCGUCAGUCCUCUUUCGCUGCCUUAUCGCGAUCGUAGGCAUUCACCUCCGCGACGCUCACCACCUCCGCCCUUUAAGCGGUCCAGGAGAGAAGAUGGAGGCUACGAUGGGCGGAGAGGAAGUCCCCGUGGAGGAUUUGGGCCUGGUGAUAGAAGAUUUGGAUACGAUUAUGCUGGUGGAUAUGAGCGUGAGAUGGGCAACAGACCUGGGUAUGCUGAUGAAAGGCCUCAUGGUCGCUAUGCUGGACGCUCGUCUGGUGCCUAUGGUCCUCCAGGCUGGGAUUCUGGCCGUGGUGCUUUUGGCGAUGCUUCUGGUGUGGGCACGACCCAAAGGGAAGGUUUAAUGUCAUAUAAGCAGUUCAUUCAGGAGCUAGAAGAUGAUGUUCUGCCUGCUGAAGCUGAGCGCAGAUAUCAAGAAUACAAGUCUGAGUAUAUUUCAACUCAAAAGCGAGCUUAUUUUAAUACACAUAAGGAUGAGGGAUGGUUGAAAGACAAAUAUCAUCCAACGAGUUUACUAGCUGUUAUAGAAAGGAAGAAUGAUCUUGCACGGAAGGUUGCUAAGGAUUUCCUGCUCGAACUGCAAAGCGGCACACUGGACUUGGGCCCAGGUUUCAGUGCUUCGUCUUCAACUAAAUCAGGACAGACUAGCGAACCAAAUUCUGAAGAUGAAGUUGAUGCAGGGGGCAAAAGAAGAAGGGGUGGUCGGACAUCAAGUAAAUCAGCUGAUCUUUCAGCUGCUCCUAAGGCUCACCCUGUAAGUUCUGAACCCAGACGAAUACAAGUUGACAUUGAGCAAGCACAGGCUCUUGUCGUGAAAUUGGACUCUGAGAAAGGAAUCAAGGAAAACAUAUUGUGUGGAUCUGAUAAUGACAAUAGCAGGGAUAAAGUGCAUGCAGGCUCCAGUGGUCCAGUUAUUAUCAUUCGGGGGCUAACCUCUGUUAAGGGUCUGGAGGGAGUUGAGUUGUUAGACACACUUAUAACGUAUCUUUGGCGUGUUCAUGGCUUGGAUUAUUAUGGAAUGGUUGAAACAAUUGAGCCAAAGGGUCUCCGGCAUGUGAGGGUGGAUGGAAAGAGUAUUGACAUGAGUAGUAAUGGAGCAGAAUGGGAAAAGAAACUCGACUCACGCUGGCAAGAGAGGUUGCAGAGUCAAGAUCCCUUAGAAAUAAUGACUGCUAAGGAAAAGAUAGAUACAGCUGCUGCUGAAGGUUUGGAUCCUUAUGUUCGAAAAAUCAGGGAUGAAAAGUAUGGUUGGAAGUAUGGUUGUGGAGCCAAGGGUUGCACAAAGCUCUUUCAUGCUGCUGAGUUUGUUCAAAAGCAUUUAAAACUGAAACACCCAGAAAUUGUGAUGGAUCUGACUGUGAAAGUACGUGAAGAGCUAUAUUUCCAGAAUUACAUGAAUGAUCCAGAUGCACCUGGUGGAACUCCUAUUAUGCAGCAAUCAGGACAGAGGGACAGACUACAAAGACGUAGGUUGGGUGUAGAUGCAAGAUUGAAGGAUGACCGUGGUAACCGCAGAGACCGGGACAAUAGAGCUAAUGUAGGGGAAAGAUACGAUAGGUUUGAGAACCUUCAGGAGAGUGAAUUUCAGUCCAAGAAUGAUGGUCCUGAUGGAGGAAAUCAUGAUGAAUCAAUGCAUGAUAGUUUUGGGGGGCAAGGAUUACAUGUUCCUCCUCCCUUCGCCUCAGACAUACCAACGCCGCCGGUUUUAAUGCCUGUUCCUGGUGCUGGUCCGCUGGGGCCUUUUGUUCCAGCUCCGCCUGAAGUUGCAAUGAGAAUGUUGCGUGAGCAGGGUGGUCCUUCCCCUUUUGAAGGUGGUGGCAGAAAUGGGCGGCCUGGACCUCAGAUGGGUGGGCCAGCCCCAAUCCUUGCUUUAUCUCCAGCAUUACGGCAGGAUCCUAGACGAAUAAGAAGCUAUCAAGACCUGGAUGUGCCAGAUGAUGAAGUGACUGUGAUAGACUAUAGGAGCUUGUAGAUAUUAAUUAGGCUUAGCAGGAUGCCCAAAGACCAUGUUGAGGUGGGGCACAAGAAAACUUCUGUUUGCUCAAAGGUUGUGUUGGCUUUCAAAUCAUUACAUCGGCAUACGCGCAUCUAUGCUGUAAAGUUUGGGAGGAUACUUGGUGCUUGCGGCAGCCGCCUCUUAAGUUGGUGAUGAUGUUGCUUCCAGUUGAGAAAUGGCCAGAAAAAUUUGCCUUAGGUUGUAAGCACAUUUUGUCCCACCUGCGUCAUGGAGUGGGAAUGAUAGGACAAUCAACAAUGAUGUAUUGCUGUAAAAUGGACUUUUUAAAACUACAGAUCUGAGAUGAGUUUUCCAUUGUUUUAUGUCAGUCUUCACAAGUUCAUUUAUAUUGGAUUCAAUUGUUGACCAUUACUGAUCAAUUGAGGAUUUAUUAUCAGGCGUCAUCUACAAGAAAAUUAUAAACGUUAAGCGAAUGUAGUCAUGUUUUGCAGAGAUCUUUGUUCAAAUUUUCAAUAAUAUUUAGUGAAUUUUUAACAUAA